ACAUCCUUGUUGGUGCUGCUAAUCCUCCCCGUGCCUUCUCUUACCGUGCAACACCGACAGUCUCAUACUAAUACCAGAUGGAUGUGUGUUGUCUCUCUGCAGUGUGGUAUCUGAUAGCGAUUUACGCGCUGAUUCAGCUGGUGCGCUUCAUUUUUGCGGAUGCGGACUUCACUCUGCUGUGGGCUUGUCUGGUCGGGAACAAGCCAGAAACCAAGUUGAAAGGCCUGGUGGUAUGGGUCACCGGGGCCUCCAGUGGCAUAGGCGAGGAGCUGGCCUAUCAGCUGGCAGGCUGCGGCUGUCGCCUCAUCCUGUCAGCUCGCCGUGUGGACGAGCUGGACAGGGUGAAACGUUGCUGCCUGGAGCGUUCCAACCUACAAGAUCAGGAUAUUCUUGUUCUUCCACUUGAUUUGUUGGAGAGGACAUCCCAUGAGGCAAAAAUGAAAACUGCUCUCCAGCACUUUGGCAAUAUUGAUAUCCUGAUUAAUAAUGGUGGCCGAACCCAGCGCUCUCUGUGCUUGGAGACCAGCCUUGAUGUGUACCAGGCCUUGAUGGAGCUCAACUUCCUGGGCACGGCGUCGCUCACCAAGCAGGUGCUGCCUCACAUGACGCAGCGAGGCACCGGGAGUGUGGUGACCGUCAGCAGUGUGGCAGGCCUCGCCGGGGCGCCGCUGGCAACUGGAUACUGUGCCAGCAAACACGCUCUUCAGGGCUUCUUCAAUGCUCUUCGGACUGAGCUCACCGACUAUCCACACAUACUCAUCAGCACAGUGUGUCCAGGGCCUGUGCAGUCACAGAUUGUCCAAAAUGCCUUCACAGAGGAACUGGACAUGCCUGUCACCAGAGUUGGUGACCAGGAGUAUAAGAUGGCAACAAAGCGCUGUGUGCAUUUAAUCCUGGUUGGCAUUGCCAAUGGUGUCAAAGAAAUGUGGAUAUCCAAGCAGCCCUUCCUGCUGUUUAACUACAUGUGGCAGUAUACUCCUACCUGGGCCUGGGCCAUCACAGACUUGCUGGGCAGGAAAAGAGUGCAGAAUUUCAAGGCAGGUCUGGAUGCAGAUGCAGCAUACUUUACAAAGCCUAAGACCUCCUGAAAAAUAACAUUGAAGAGGAAAACACAGUCUGUUGUGCUCCUAAUGCUUGAACUGGAUAUUGAGAGGGGUUUGCCUGCAGAAUCUCAAGGUCUCUCCUUUUUCAUAAAAGGAAAAUGUUUAAGGAUGCAACUGCUUGAAAGGCUCAGGGCUCUCUUUGCAGGGUGUAAUAGGAUUUGAGGAAAAAAAAGCUUGUAUGCAUUUUCAAUUUGCUCUAAGUUAUCACCUUAAAAAUUUGGAUGUGCCCACUCAGACUUUAAUGUAAGACUAUAUAAUAUGAAUAUAAAGCAGUGCUUUCACCUAAAAUAUAAAUCCAUAUUGAUGCUUUUAUUGAUGCUUUUACUGUCUUUUGUAACAAACUACUUCCAAUUCACACUAACAUCAAGCAGAGAGCCUAGAUGAUUGUGGGAAUAAUGUUUCAUUUGACCACUGGCACUAACUGGUUUAAUGCCUAAUAUGAUUCAGUUGUGAUCAAAUCCCCCGUCUUGCGUGCUUUCUUUAGUGAAACUAAUAACAAAACUGCUUCUGUCAAGCUAUUUUAUUAUAAGUAUAUACACUUACACAUAAAAUCAACAAUAUAUACAAUGUAAAACUCCAAUUAACUCAAUUCUAAAUUGUAAACAAGUGAACUGUAAACAAAACAAUAGCAAAUAUUUUCUAACCACAUUACAUGUACUGCAAGACAAACCCAAGGCACAUCCUUGAAUUUAACACUUCCUAACAAAAUAGUAAAAUUCAUUUCCCUUUUUGUGGACAUCAAGGGAAACAUCCGAAAGUUGUGAAAUCUAAAAAGUACAAUGAAUCCAGAGGUAUUCCAGAUGUUAUCCCCUGAAGUGUAGGUGGGCAAAUUUAUUCACUUUUUUAAAGCACAAACAAUAAUAAACCACAAAACGUAUGUGCUUCUAUGGAAACCAGUCAGUAGCACACGUAGGAUAAGAUACGAACGUUCAAUGGAAAUACAUCUGUUGUAAUGUACUGUUCUAGAAAGCACUCCGUAUUGUUUUGUUGCUGUAACAGAAUUUGUAACUUGCACAAAAAUAGAGUGUUAAUGCCACUGUGUCUGUCCCCUGUGGUGCACGGAAGUCCCCCCCGCCAAAAAAGGUUCUCAUAUAUAUUCCUCUCUUCUGAACUCAGUUCAGUCAGAGCUUUAAUAAUAAAACUCCAGAGAUGAA
Messenger RNA from Myripristis murdjan (pinecone soldierfish), 2257 nucleotides. It is a transcript of the gene dhrs7, whose product is annotated as dehydrogenase/reductase (SDR family) member 7. Lineage: Eukaryota; Metazoa; Chordata; Actinopteri; Holocentriformes; Holocentridae. The record is from RefSeq and is a predicted model, not a curated record. The coding region runs from base 78 to 1088 and encodes 336 amino acids. Gene Ontology annotation, molecular function: oxidoreductase activity. The transcript has 7 exons.